Myxocyprinus asiaticus (Chinese sucker) is the source of this 4179-nucleotide messenger RNA. RefSeq names its product synembryn-A-like. Gene Ontology annotation, biological process: G protein-coupled receptor signaling pathway. The transcript has 14 exons. Bases 106 to 2199 code for a protein of 697 amino acids. Gene Ontology annotation, cellular component: plasma membrane; cytoplasm. Lineage: Eukaryota; Metazoa; Chordata; Actinopteri; Cypriniformes; Catostomidae. The record is from RefSeq and is a predicted model, not a curated record. Gene Ontology annotation, molecular function: G-protein alpha-subunit binding; guanyl-nucleotide exchange factor activity.
CUGGUGGUUUGAAGAGAGCGUGAAUCGCAGAUAUACUGUUUUCUAGUUUAUGAUUCAAAUUCUUUAAAGAUUAACGAUAAAAUUUCAUCAAAGUUUGGAUCUUGCAUGGCGCACUCAGGUGGAGACAAACUCACAGCAAUGAAUGUAGAGAGGAUUAUCGAAUGCAUCAGAGAGGGCGAUCACAAAGGAGUGAAGGCAGAGCUACAGCAAUUUAAUAGAGAGUAUGCACAGUGUUUCUUCUAUGACCUGGAGGAGAAGGAGAGGAGAAAAAGGCAGGAGCUGGAGGAGUUCCGAAAGAAUAAAGUGCGAGAGUAUGUGUCAGACUCUGAUUCAGACUAUGACGAUGAGUCCGGUAACCCAGACGCCCUUUUAAGACAGGCUCUAGCUACAAUUUUGAUCAGGUUCCUCCAGACUCAACCACAAGGGCGUGUACUGAAAGUAUGCCUGCGAUCCUUAAGGAUUCUCUCUAGGGACAAAAAGAUUUUGGGACCUCUAAUCACUGACAGAGCACUCCUCACUCUAGCCAAAUUGGGUGGCAUCAGCAACGCACCCAUUCCCGGAGAAGACCUCGAUAAUGAUGUUGACCCCUAUAGUGAUGUCAUCAUAGCUAUUUCUGAAGACAAGUCAAGUCAUCCAGAUUAUGAUGAUGAUGACAGCGGUGGUGAUGAAGAUGGUUCUGGUGCUGUAACCAGUGAACUCCCGAGUGAUGCAAACUACGCAAGCAACUGGCGUAGUGAGCGUAAGGCGAGCACAUUUUCUAACAUGAGCCUUGGAGCUCCUCGGAGGAGGAGCAGCGUUUUCAAAGCUCUCACACCUGGUAAGAGGGACAGCAGAGGAAGUGUGGGAGGAGAGGAGGAAGAGGAGGAGAAGAAGGGUGGAAAAGAUGAUGAAGAAGUAAACAGGAAGGAGGUCAUGAAAAUCUUCUGUAAUAUUGUUUACAAUAGUGCUUGGGCACAGGAGAGAGCCAGCGAACUCAGUCUCCUAUGUGGUCUAACAGAAAAACUGAAUAAGGAGUUUGAAACUGCAUCUUCUCCAUGUGGCCAAUUUUAUGAACUGCGGUUCAUGUUUUUACUGACGGCACUGAGACCUGAACUCAGAGCACAGCUCAAACAAGAGGGUGGAGUGUCUCUGUUGACCACAGUGCUGGAGCAAUGUUUAUCAGUACAGUGGAAGGAACAGUAUGAGGUUGUGCUGGAUCCUACAGCACCACCUACAAGUGUGGAGGACUCACAGAAAGCUCAGGAGGCCCUCAAAAUCCUUUUUAAUAUCACACACAGCACACACACACAAAAACCUGAGGAGGGAGAUGCGUCUCUCUAUCGCCACCUGGCUGCAGUUCUGCGUCACUGCCUGAUGGUGUGCUGUGAGGAAGAGGAAGCUUCCGAUGAGCUCAAGGGGCAUGCAGCUAAUAUGCUCUCUGCUCUUCCACUGAGUUGUCUGGAUGUUCUGGUGUCUGUGUCUGUAGGUCCAAAUUCACAGCAGAUGAAUGGAGUCAACAUGGACUGUGUGCACAACUUACUCAUGUACAUGGAGAGAAAACUGGAGCAGGGUGAAAAGGUCAAAGAGAGACUGACCCCUGUGCUGAACUUGCUGACCGAAUGCUCAAGAGCUCAUAGAGAAACAAGAUGCUACCUUAGACAACAGAUUCUGCCUCCAUUGAGAGAUGCCCGCACUAGACCUGAAGAGGGCAGCACUAUAAGGAAUCGUCUGGUUAGACUGAUGACCCACCUGGAUACUGAGCUCAAGCACUGUGCUGCUGAUCUGCUCUUCGUGCUGUGCAAAGAGAAUGUCAGGCGUUUUGUGAAGUACACUGGCUAUGGGAAUGCUGCUGGGCUGCUGGCCACUAGGGGUCUUCUGGGAGGUCAAAGGUCACAGGCCAGGUCAUCAGGCACACAGUACUCCAGUGACUCCGACUCCGACACUGAGGAGUAUCAGCAGAUUAAAAAUCGGGUGAACCCUGUGACAGGACAAGUGGAAGAAGAGCAGCCUGACCCGAUGGAAGGGAUGACGGAGGAGGAGAAAGAAGAAGAGGCUCACCGCCUCAUGAGGCUGUUUAACAGGCUCUCAAAGGACAAUGUGAUUCAACCAAUGGGACUGAACAAAGAGGGUCAGCUGGUGCCGCUGUCUGCGCUCAGGGACUUCUCAAUGGAGGAGAAGGAUUCUGAGGAAGAAAAUGAUGACCUGGAGGAUGUAGAGUAGAAUCAGCAUAGAUGUGACAAUCAAAACUGACAGGAUCAACAUAUCUGUUUUUAAAUAAGAAUAUAUAGUCUACCUAUCUAUUUGUCUGUCUGUCUGUCUAUCUAUCAGAUCCCAAUUACGUUCCAGGGACACAUAAAUAAGACCAUGCUUUAAUUGUACUCUAUAUGCAGCCAUAAAAGAUAAUUAAUCAAAAAUUAAGUUUAUGGUAAUGUUGUAAUAGUUAUUUCUGGUAUAUGUAUGAAUUUUUUUUUGUUGUUUUUUUUUUUUUUUUUUGCCCUUUGUGUCACAUGCCACCACCUGGGGUUAAAGGCUUCCUCACUUGGGGUAAAAGGCCCCCCCGGGGGUUAUAUUGAUAUAGUGUAGAUACUGGGGCAAUAGUUAUAGUGCACCAUUUGUCAACUUAUGCAAAUACUUUUGAGACAGCAAAAUGCUGUCAAUUAACAUUAUGCUUAUUCAAAAUAACCACUUCACAAAAGAGUGUGCCAUUUCUUGUUUAUUUCAUUCAUAUUUGACAUUUCAUUGCAUCUCAAGUAUUCUAUAAACAAAUGAAUCUCCACUUUGAAAGUUCUUCAUAUCAAAUCUGUUCCCCCACUAUUCAAUAUUAGAUCAUAUUGCCUCAAAAUCAAUCUUUAGACACUACACGCAAUUACCUCAUGGAACAGGAUAAUUUUGCUGUGUAUAGUGACAAACAGGUGUUUAGGAAAGUCCUGUGGGAGUUUUUGAUGCUAUUUGGUGUUUUGGGAGAAAAUAAAUUCAAAGAAGCCUUUUACCCCGGGUAGCCUUUAGCCUUGUUGUACCCUACCUAUUUUUUUUUAUUUUUUUUUUUUAUUAGUCCAUGAUUGUAAAAGGUAUUAUGAAAGAUAAAUGUUUCUUUAAAUGUUUUAUUUUCUGAGAAUGUAGGUAUCAGUGUUACAAACACAGUGCAGCAGUUUAAUGAGAUGGAUCCAUUAACAACGUUUCCUAACUAGUUGUGACCGCAAGACAUUUUGUUAAGCACACAGUGAAAUCUCAUUUUUUUAUGUUUAUGCUCAAAAUUAGUGGAUGUGAUUUUGUCAUUUCACUGGGUUUUGGUUUCAGAGAGGACAGAAAAAUGAGUCGGGGUGGAAUUCAGGACUUGUCGUUCCCUUUUUUGCUCACUGGCCACUGCAUUUUCACUAGCCAAAAUCCCCCGACCCGUAAAAUUGCUAAAAGUAAUUGGAGACUGUAAGUGCAUGCAUUGUUUUUUUUUUCUUGUUUUUUUUUUUUGGAUAUGUUUUUGAAUGAGAAUGAUAUGAGUUUAGCAGGACAAAAGCCUAAUGAUUUAAGUAAUCUCUUGGAAUAACUGAGGGCAAACAUGACCACUGAGUGUGGAGUAGGAUAGAACAGGAGGAAAACUUUAUCAAUAAUUUGUCCAUAAUUCAUGGAAGUCCAGAGUUAUACCCACAUUUGGCCAGUAUAACAUUGAAGAGUAUAUUGUGAAAACACCCUGUUGUUCAAAUUGACAUGCAGUUAAUAUAGUCAGACAUUCAUAAAGAAACUAAAAUGUGAUAAUACGUUGUUGUUUACAAAUUUUGACAUUUGACUGUAGUAGUGUAAAAAGACUUCAAAACACAUGAAUGUUUUCUUAGCUCUUUUUUAAGCUUAUGUUUCUUUUUCAUGAUAGCACACAACACAUAUGAAAUCCUUAAAUUGAAAACAACUUUCAUUUUCAUGUAUUUCCUACUAUUAACUGAUUAUUCCGUUUGUAUCAUUAUUGAAGAACUGCCUCAUAAUAUAAUAACAGCUUAAUCAGCAUGCAGUUCCCAUGCUGGUCUAUGCUGGUUUGGUGUGGUCUAGCUGAUGGAUCAGCAUAGCCAUAUUGUUCAACAGCAAAACUUAGUGGAGACAAACAGGGCCCACCAUGAAUAAAUAUACAACCAUAGAGUCACUUCUGCGUAAACAGUUAUGAAACAGUUUUGAUUCAGUAGGCCUAUUAAAGGAAUAGUUCACCCAAAAAUGAAA